Molecule: messenger RNA, 2205 nt
Organism: Maudiozyma barnettii
Lineage: Eukaryota; Fungi; Ascomycota; Saccharomycetes; Saccharomycetales; Saccharomycetaceae
Gene: NTO1
Product: Nto1p
Exons: 1
Coding region: 1-2205 (734 amino acids)
Biological process (GO): regulation of transcription by RNA polymerase II
Source: RefSeq, a predicted model, not a curated record
AUGACAAGUAAUGGAAAGGAUGAUGGUCCAAAACUGAGAGAAGAAAAUAAUUACAAAGAAUUUUAUCCUUCUCUUGAUGAUACACAAUUAAUUCCAUUAAUAUUCGAUGUUGAAAGUGUUACAGGUUUAAAAUUACCUGAAUUUGAAGAAUCUUAUAAUGAUAAAUCAAAACAUACAGUAAUCCAAUAUAAACAAACCAUUAUCGAUGGGAAAAUAAAUACAGAACCAUUAGUUAUUGGCAAUACAGUGGCAAAUUUCCAUAAAUGUAAAUUUGAUAUUUCAGAAUUAGCUAAAGAUAUCGAAACAAAUACAAAAACUAUCGAGAUGGAACAACAACCCAAAUCAUCGAAGAAAAGGAAAAUAUCAACACAAAAGACUCAUCGGGAACAAAUUGACAAUAUGGAAUUGUCAUCAUUAUCAUAUAUGGUUAAGAUACGGCAUGAUUCCAGCGAACAAAAUCAAGUAUUUAAUAUGAGGGACCUUAUUCGAGAUUCACCAGGUUUGAAAAAUUUCAAGAUACAGUAUGACAUGGAUGAACAGGAUAUCUUAUUUAUCAGACAUUUAAACAAGUUAUAUCCAGAUCUAAACCUAAAUGAUCUUCAAUUUGAAGCCCUAAUAUCUAUUCUAGAGUUUCAAUGGUCAUAUAUGCAAUCUCAUUUCCCAAUCCCAGCUCCACCAUUAGCAUCCUUUGAACAAUUAUGUUCAGUUUGUAACACAGAAGAGACCACAAGUAACAUUAUUAUAUUUUGUGAUUCGUGUAAUGUGGCAGUACAUCAAGAUUGUUAUGGAAUAUUAUUUAUACCCCCAGGCCCAUGGCUAUGUAGGCCUUGUAUUCAAAAAAAUUUAACUUUAACUAAACCAUAUUGUUGUGUUUGUCCCGAGAUUGGAGGACCAUUGAAACAAACUUCUUGUGGGACAUGGGUUCAUGUUUGGUGUGCAGUAUGGGUUAGGGAAUUAUGUUUCGGAAACUGGCAUUAUUUAGAACCUGUCGAAGGGAUUGAAAAAAUACCUGCCUCAAGAUGGAGAUUAGUAUGUUCUAUUUGUAAAUUGAAACGCGGUGCAUGUAUUCAAUGCAGUAAUAAGAAUUGUUUUACUGCAUUCCAUGUAUCUUGUGCAAUGAAAGCAGGGUAUCAAAUGACUCAUUUAGUUACCGGAUCUUUAGCAGAGAUGGCACUCGGUGGUGAAAAUUUGGAAUGUUUUUGUGAUAAACAUUCAGUUACUAUACCAGGUGUAGAAGAUAGAAUUCAGGAACAAAAAGAUGAGGUUCAUGAGUUAAAUACAUUUGAUCUUCUCGAUAAUACAGUAACAGGCAAAAAACAUAGUACCUUAGAUGAUACUAUAUCGAAUAUUAGAAAAUUUCCGAUUGCACCGAUGAUAUUUGUUAAUCAGUUACAGUCUGUUUUAUCACAGACUGUAACUAAUAAUAAUAUUUUGCGGAAUGCUAGUCUAGAUAUUUGUAAAUAUUGGAGUCUAAAGAGAGAACUUAAUGACGGUGCCCCAUUAUUUGAACCAGCUAAUGUUAACAUUUACUCGUAUGACCUUCUUGAUAAUAACCAGAUAAAUGAUAGACUCGCCUUUUGUAAAAUUCUUUCUCCUGAUUUAAUGUCUUUAAAAGAAUUAUCAAAUUUAGUUUAUGACAGAAAUAAUAUUUUAAUCAAAAAAGUGGCGACUGAUAGGUUGAUUAAUGAUAUAAUUAAAGAUCCUGAGCUUUUUACCUUGAAUAAUAUCAUAAUAAAAAAGUUUAUGUCAAGUGAUAUAUUUAAACAAUUGAAAUAUUCAGUUGAAGAGUCGAAAUUUAAGGAUGUGUUGAGGAUGUGCGAGGAAAGGCAUUUUAACAGUAUUUCAGAUUUUUAUUCAAUAAUUAACCAGAUGUUUAACGAAAUUUCAGAAUCUCCAGAUACAAGUAGAGUGCUAAGCAAAAAUGUUGAGAAGGCUAGAGUAGCCUUGGGAAUUACGCCAUCAUCAAUGGUAAAAGAUAGUUUUCAGGAUAUGUUGAAACAGGAUUUCAUUAUACAAGAUUCUCUAAAUAUAGAAGAGUUGCAAUGGAAAUCUUUCCUUGCAAUGAAGAAUGAAGGUUUAAGUGAUGUAGAAGAACUUGGCGAUUCUGAUAAAUCACACUUAGAUGAUAUAUUAAACGGUAACUCGACGAAUGCUAGAACAAAAAUUAAAAGAAAAACCAGAAAACUUCGAUCAAGGAGAAAAUAG